CAAUCUCGUUGUUUUUAGGCACAGUAUAUAAUGAAUGUGAUACGCAAUAACUUAAUGCCUUUCUUACAUUGGCGAUGCAUCCUUCCCGGCUUUAGGCUUCUCGGCUUUACGGCCGGAGAUAAAUUAAGCAGGCCCCAAACACAGAGCUGCUUAGAAAGCAGUCCGGGGCCGUUUGCGUAUAGACGGAGAUAAGGUCUCCACACGGAAAUAGCGAUGUAUAAUCUCCAAACUUGCGAAACUGAGGCGACAAACAUGCCCAUCAUUACAUCAAUCCAAAAGGUUAUAAAGAUGGAGUAUCCUUGUCGACUAACUUGACAAGCCAAUAGACUCUUCUAUAUCCAGAUCUCCUAACAAGACCAACCCCGAACCCAUAUCUACCGACAAGUCGUCUAUACAAACCAGCAUGAGCACCCACAUCUCCACCAACAAACUCGCCAAUACCCGUGUCCUCAUUGUAGGAGGUACAUCCGGCAUCGGCUUCGCCGUGGCCCGGGUUGCCCUCGAGCACGGCGCCUCCAUCAUCGUUGCCAGCUCCAAACCCGACAAAGUCAACUCCGCCAUCGCCCGUCUGAAGGCCUUCUACCCAGACGAGGAGCACAAAAACCGCAUCGCCGGCACCGUUUGCAACCUAGCUGAUCGCGCAACUCUCGAAGCCAACGUAGUAAACCUCUACAAUUUCGCCACAGCCCCAGAUACAUUCCCGAACACAGAGGGAACCCAGACCACUGACGGCAAGGUUCUCCUUGACCAUGUGGUCAUGACAGCCGGUGAUGCUCUCGGCCUUCGUAAACCCACCGACCCAACCUUUGACGUCUCCUACAUUGAGUCCUCGGGCACCGUCCGCUUCAUCGGCUCACUGAUCCUCGCCAAGCAUGCCCCGACCUACAUGCGUCAGGCGCCAUCUUCGUCGAUGACCUUCACCAGCGGCGCGUUGACCACUCGGCCAGCACCGGGAUGGACGCUUAUGGCCGCUAGCGGCUCUGCUAUUGAGGGUAUGGCGCGCGGAUUGGCGGUUGACCUGGCGCCUAUUCGGGUGAACAUGGUUUCGCCGGGGCCAGUGUUGACGGAGAUAUUUGGGACGCUGGAGACGGAUAACCUGGAGAAGCUGAUUGAGACGUUCCGGAGCAAGACACUUACCGGGGAGAUUGGGAAGCCGGAGGAUGUGGCUGAGGCGUAUCUUUAUGCUAUGAAGGAUCGAUUUUUGACGGGGGGGUUCAUUGGGAGCAAUGGGGGGAUGCUGUUGAAGUGAUCUGAGUUUUCUUUUCUUUUCUUCUUCUUUUGGUUGUUUAUGAAUAGUGACCUAUAUCGUACAUAUUGACUUUGUAUUGAUGAGUUUGGGAAUAUGAAUGAGAUGCAUAUGUACAAAGCGAUGUUUAUCAACAAGAAUGAACAUCUUGAGUUUUGAUUUACUAUACGAGCAGUGAUUCGGGGCGACCACUUCCCCAUGGGGUGUGUUAUCUCCACCGCACUUGUCCAAAAGAAACUGGGCGCCAUCAGUGAUAGUAGCAU
Molecule: messenger RNA, 1509 nt
Organism: Aspergillus pseudotamarii
Lineage: Eukaryota; Fungi; Ascomycota; Eurotiomycetes; Eurotiales; Aspergillaceae
Product: oxidoreductase, short chain dehydrogenase/reductase family
Exons: 1
Coding region: 404-1249 (281 amino acids)
Molecular function (GO): oxidoreductase activity
Source: RefSeq, a predicted model, not a curated record